Molecule: messenger RNA, 954 nt
Organism: Cylindrotheca closterium
Lineage: Eukaryota; Bacillariophyta; Bacillariophyceae; Bacillariales; Bacillariaceae
Source: the annotation of a GenBank genome assembly
AUGUCCAACAGUAGCUACAUUAAUGCACUAGUACGCUCUCUCUACGAUGAGAGCCAGGAGCACAACGAUAGCAUGUUAAGUGGAAGCCAGCCCAAGAUUCGAAGCCCAAACGCAUUCGAUUCGCAGUCAGAGCCACCAAGUUUGUUCAUACAAUCAGCUAACACAUGGGGAGGACAGUUCAACCCUGUUCAUUUCCAGCGCAACGCGUUUGCGAUGAUGUCAGCAAGUCCUGUCAAUAUGGAGAACGGAGCGUUUGCCGCGAUGACUGCCGCGUCGCAUCACAAAUAUGAAAAAAACAAAAAAAGAAGCGAUCGCGUCAACGAGAAAUCGUAUUGGGUCAACGGAAGCCACGUAGACGAAACCAUCACCUACAACCAGUAUACCAUCGAUACUGCCGUUUUGGCUCCAACUACUGAGUCUAAGCAAGCGAUCCUACAACAGUCUGUGAACUCCAUCAAGCAGACAAAGACAACAAUGGAACACAAGGUGGAUUUCUUGAUGAAGCGCUACACAUCAGUAUGCCCAGACGUUCGCUCGCAAGUCAACGCCGCCACCAGCGAACUGUUCGACGUGACUAGUGACGUGUACGAAUUCACAAGCCUGCACAUCAUCGACAACACAGGACAAGCGAUCGCUACAGGACCGGGACCAGGACUUCCAGCACCAUUUAGAGCCGCGGCCACUUACUUCCGAAUCGAGCUCCGAUUGGUCCCACGGCUGUGUUCCCUACGAACUGACAUUGGAAUCGACCCAAAAAAGUUCCCACCAUCUUCCAACAGAGCUGUAUAUGCUCCAGUGCCAAGAGCCCAGAGCCAGAUGGACGUAUCCAUCACUCGCCAAAUGAUAAUGGACCAAGCACAUCACAAGGAAAUCAUUGCAGCAAUGGCAGCAUUGGGAGAAGAGUUCUCGAUGAGGGCCGCGACCAGAGACGGAGAACCCGAUAACGAAGCCUAA